UUGUGUUACCGGCAGAUUGCUGAGAAUGCUCAAACCGUGCAAGAACUGAUUUAGUCGUUUAGAACAUCAGCAACGAAUCACUGUGACAAUAGUUAAUACUUUUCAGUCUCUGUACAUCCUGAAAAGAAGUGUAAAGAGUAGGACGAUGGAACCUCAACAGACUGACAAUCAGGUUGUUAACGGUGUUACGCCAGACAAGUCAACCAACGUUAAUGUUGCUGCUACACACGAGAGGCAUUCAAGCGACAACGGCACCGAACAACAGCCGACCAGGGGAACAGAUGUGGCCCGAGCCCGGUGGACCAUUCUUCGGCAGGUGCUGAAACAGAAGCAGGUGGACAGCGAGAAGGUUCCGCAGGUGUCCGUGCGAAGGUUCUCCUCUUUCAACCUGUUCUCCAGGAGCAGGGUCACGACCCCCGACCCCGAUGACCCCUCUGAGGGACAGUGGGUGGACUACCGAAGUGCCUCCUUUCCUCAGUACAGUGCCUUCCUCAGAGACAACCUCGGGCCCAUCAGAGUGACUGAGGUGCUCAACAGCUUUGACAACACCGGAAAUGUCUGUGUUUGGCCAUCAGAGGAAGUGAUGGCCCACUACUGCCUAAAGAAGAGACACAUGUUCAGGGGCCUUUCUGUCUGUGAACUAGGGGGAGGGAUGACAUGUCUCGCUGGUCUUAUGAUUGCAGUUUGUGCUGACGCAAGAGAAGUCAUCCUAUCAGAUGGAAACGAGAAGGCCAUUCACAACGUGCGUGGCGUGAUCGAGAGGAAUCGACGGGCCGGACUCUUCACCUGCUCCGACGUGUCCAGCCGAGUGGUGCGGUGGGACAGUGAGAGUGACGUGUCUGCGCUGGAGAGCUGUUUCGACGUGGUGAUGUGUGCCGACUGCCUGUUUCUGGACCAGUACAGAGCCAGCUUAGUAGAUGCUGUGAAGAGAUUACUACGACCCAACGGUACGGCGCUGGUGUUUGCCCCUCCGCGAGGCGAGACGUUGGCCCAGUUCCGGCUGCUGGCUGAGAGGGCGGGGUUCCGCGUGUGCCAGUACCUCAACUACGACCAGGAAGUGUGGGACGUCCACAGCAGGAUGCAGAGUGAGGGGAAGGACUCGUACGAUGAGAGCAUCCACUACCCGCACCUGCUGACGCUCACCCAGGGCUGCGGAUCCACCCUCUCCCUCUGAUGCCACCUCACCUCUGCCAACCCCCCGACCCAUGCCACCACCACCACCGCCACCAUCACCACCUCCAUGCCAGCUGUGCCACACUGUUCCCUGGCACCUCCAUAUGAAUGCAGGUGCCAGUGCAUCAGGUUGCUCUCACCUUGAAACCCUCACCCGCAGUAUGCUAUUGUGGUGGCACGGAUACCGGGGUUAAAAAUGUUUUUUUUUGUUUGUUUGUUUGUUUUGUUUUGUUUUGAAAAAUAAAGGUGUUUGGUGACACUUUAUUUUGAUAGCCAAUUUCAGCACCUGUGCAGUCAGGUCAUAGAGCGUCAUCUACAAAACCAGGAAGUAGUCCAGAGCAGUCUGUUGUUAAUCCAAACCCUAACCUCACUUUAAGACUGGCCAUACCUCACAUAAACACACACACACACACACACACAAACGAGCCGUGACUAGUGUUUUAACCCAACCUAAACUAAACGCCUUAUCGUGUUCUUAGCUGUUAGUCAUGACAACCUCAAAAUAAAAUGGCUAUUGAAAUAAAGUGGGGCCAGGUUUUGAGAUGUAUUUGAGAUGUACAGUAUUUGAGAGUUUACGAAGCUAAACGCCAGCCAUUUCAUUUCAUCCGAUGUUGUAGAGCUUUUUUUAUUGGAGGACGACAGGAAGGACACAUGGUGGUGGGUGGAGGAGAAUAAAGGUGGUGUUGAGAGACAGGAGGAGGAGACAUCCACCCACUGCACAAGCUCUGGUGGACCUCUCCUUUCUAGUGCCACUAUGUGUGUGGUCUGUGUGUCUGGGUUUGUGUGUGUGUCUGUCUGCACGUGUGUGUGUGUGUGUGUGUGUGUGU
Messenger RNA from Sardina pilchardus (European sardine), 2000 nucleotides. It is a transcript of the gene camkmt, whose product is annotated as calmodulin-lysine N-methyltransferase. The record is from RefSeq and is a predicted model, not a curated record. Bases 146 to 1174 code for a protein of 342 amino acids. Gene Ontology annotation, molecular function: calmodulin-lysine N-methyltransferase activity. The transcript is spliced from 11 exons. NCBI's taxonomy places the organism in Eukaryota, Metazoa, Chordata, Actinopteri, Clupeiformes, Clupeidae. Gene Ontology annotation, cellular component: cytoplasm.